Messenger RNA from Talaromyces rugulosus, 474 nucleotides. RefSeq lists its product as uncharacterized. The record is from RefSeq and is a predicted model, not a curated record. The transcript is spliced from 4 exons. Gene Ontology annotation, cellular component: membrane. NCBI's taxonomy places the organism in Eukaryota, Fungi, Ascomycota, Eurotiomycetes, Eurotiales, Trichocomaceae. The coding region runs from base 1 to 474 and encodes 157 amino acids.
AUGUCUGACCCUAUCGUGCCGCGCUCGAUUGCGAUUCCUCUGCGCUUCUUAUUGCGCUCUGCGCAGGUCGCGUUUGCUGCUAUAAAUGCAGGUCUCGUGGGCUACUUUUUGAAAGCUUAUGAGGGCGAUGGAAUCCUCGGUAGAUGGAUUUACGUCGAAGUUCUCGCUGCUCUCGCGAUUGUCUUCGGUGUCCUAUUGAUGGUGCCGAUUUUGCAUGGCUACUUUGUAUGGCCCAUCGACAUUGCUUUCGGUUUAGCCUGGGUCGCAGCUUUCGGUACCCUGGUCAACGCGCUUGAGGCGACCGAGUGUGGACAGGACAUCACAAACUUGGAGUGCACACAGUGGAAAGUCAAUGAAGCGUUUACAUUUCUGUCGGCAAUUGCUUGGUUGAUCACUGGGUUCGUUGGUCUGUUUUAUGUCUGGCGCGCAGACCAGCAGCGUCUCGGAUACUGGACUGGACGGUAUAAUGUCUAA